ACGAAAUGUAUGACGAAAAGGUCUGACCAAACAAAUAUAUCUUUUAAAAUAUCCUGCACGUAAAAUUGUGUAUUUAUAUUCAUACAAGAAAACAUUUCGCAUAUCAUCAUCAUUGCAUUAAUCUUAUACACCAAAAUACGAUUUAUAAUCUUCUAACGAAGAAGAAAACCGGUCAACUACCAUGGAAAAGAACUCGUCUUGUAAGAGAUACAACAAACCGCCGGCGUGUGGAACACUCGUCACCAUCCUCAGCCUCGACGGCGGCGGAGUCAGAGGAAUCAUCGCCGGAGUCAUCCUUGCUUAUCUAGAAAAACAACUUCAGGAAAUCGAUGGAGAAGACGUGAGACUAGCUGAUUAUUUCGACGUGGUAGCAGGGACUAGUACCGGUGGUCUCAUGACUGCCAUGUUGACCGUACCGGACGAGACCGGACGGCCUCAUUUCGCGGCCAAGGACAUUGUUCCGUUUUACCUUGAACAUUGUCCCAAAAUAUUUCCACAGCCCCAACAUUCUGAAUGCAGGGGCUUGGCUGCUCUGUUACCUAAGCUUCCAAAGCUUUUGUCUGGUCCAAAAUACAAUGGAAAGUAUCUACGAAAGCUACUAAGUACGCUUCUUGGAGAGACAAGACUUCACCAGACACUCACAAACGUUGUCAUACCUACCUUCGACAUCAAGAAACUUCAACCAACCAUCUUCUCGUCUUACCAGACGCUGGUUGACCCUAGCUUGGACGUCAAGUUAUCAGACAUAUGUGUUGGCACAUCGUCUGCUCCCACUUUCUUUCCUCCUCAUUACUUUUCUAAUGAAGAUAGUCAAGGCAAGACGUCUGAGUUUCACCUCGUUGAUGGCGCGGUCACCGCUAAUAACCCGACUUUGGUGGCAAUGACUGCUGUGACUAAGCAGAUUGUGAAGAACAAUCCUGAUAUGGGUAAGCUCAAGCCGUUAGGGUACGACAAGUUCCUAGUUAUAUCAGUAGGGACAGGGUCUACCAAAAAGGUGGAGAACUAUAACGCAAAGAAGGCUGCGAAAUGGGGAAUCAUAUCUUGGUUAUAUGACGAUGGAUCUACUCCGAUAUUAGACAUUACCUUGGAAUCAAGCCGUGACAUGAUCCAUUACCAUAGCUCUGUUUUGUUCAAAGCCCUACAAUCCGAGGACAAGUACCUCAGAAUCGACGAUGAUACAUUGGAAGGAGAUGCAAGCUCUAUGGAUCUAGCGACAAAGUCUAACUUAGAGAAUCUUGUGAAGAUUGGAGAGAAGGUGCUGAAAAACAGAGUCAUGCAAAUGAAUAUCGACACUGGUGUAUAUGAACCUAUUCCAGAAAAUGUCACCAAUGAGGAAGAACUCAAAAGAUUUGCGAAAAUUUUAUCUGAUGAAAGGAAAUUAAGGAGAAUGAGAAGCGACACAAUGAUUGAAGAUUUAUCAAACUGAUCGUUAAAAACAAUAUAUAAUGGGAAGACGAGAUCUACGAAUAUGAUAUGUGUGUGUGUGUGUUUACUCGGCGAUCUCUCUUGACGCCUUGAUGAAAUUUAUUUUUUUGUACUUCUUUGCGGUAACAGAAUUGAUUUUUUUUUUUUAUUCAACAAACUGAAUAUUUGUGUUUCUCUGAAUUGACUAUUGUUCUGAUCAAUCUGUGAAAAUUAAAGAUUUAUUAUAUUUUUCUAAAUUUAUGAGAAGUUACAUUUUUAUAGAAUAAGUAGUAUUUAAGUGAUCAACACAUACUGUAUAACCAAAUGGUUUAUAUACUGAUGUUGUGUUACCAUAUAUGUUUGAAUCCGUUAGACUGUAUAUUGACAAAAAAAAAAAAAUCAGUACAUAACUUCUAUAAAAAUGACGUUUUUUUUUUCUUUUUGACCAAUUCUAUAAACAUUACGUUGCAUUAAUAUUUAUUACAAUUUCACUUUUAUAAUUUGUUGAACGUUUUGACAGAUGCCUUUAAAACAAGUCUGGAUAGUGGAUCGAGAGGAGAGAUGUGUCGUAGCAACUCCAAGAAAAUCCAAAUUCAGUUUUUGGAUGCAGAAUUCGUUGGCUGUUUCUUUAAUGAAAAGUCCACAAAAGAAAAUAUUUAUAUCUUAAAUAAAAAUUAUUUUUGUUGCAAUGAUUCUCGUAAAUUAAGCUUGUGACAGCUCAAUUCAACGACGUUGAUAUUGUUCCUUACUAUAAAUUAUCUUAUUCCAAAGAAAAAUAUAUGAACUGCAAUCCUGAUUAGCACGAAAUGUAUGUAGAAAAGGUCUGACCGAUCGAAUAAAAGUUAUUUCUAAAAUCCCUCGACACGUAAAAUUUUGCCUUUAUAUAAAUACAAACAUUCAAGAAAAGAAGCAUCAUUGCAUCGAUCUUUACAUCCAAAAUUUUCACCAAAUUCGAGUUACUAUCAUGGAGAACGACUCGUCCUGCAAGAAAAACAAACCGCCUUCGUGCGGAACACUCGUAACCAUCCUCAGCCUCGACGGCGGUGGAGUCAGAGGAAUCAUCGCUGGAGUCAUCCUUGCUUAUCUUGAAAAACAACUUCAGGAGCUUGAUGGAGAAGACGUGAGGCUAGCAGAUUACUUCGACGUGGUAGCCGGAACUAGCACCGGCGGCCUCAUGACGGCCAUGUUGACUGUACCGGAUGAGACCGGACGACCUCAUUUCGCGGCCAAAGACAUUGUUCCGUUUUAUCUUCAACAUUCUCCCAAAAUAUUUCCACAGCCCGGAGGCUUGUUUUCUCUGUUACCAAGGCUUCCAAAGCUUCUGUCUGGUCCAAAAUACGACGGAGCGUAUCUGCGGAAUCUACUAAGUACGCUUCUUGGAGAGACAAAACUUCAGCAGACUCUCACAAACGUUGUCAUACCUACCUUCGACAUCAAGAAACUCCAACCAACCAUCUUCUCCUCUUACCAGUCACUGGUUGACCCUAGCUUGGACGUCAAGUUAUCAGACAUAUGCGUGGGAACAGCGGCUGCUCCUACUUACUUUCCUCCUCAUUACUUUUUCAAUGAAGAUAUUCAAGGAAAGACCAGGGAGUUUCACCUCGUUGAUGGCGGAGUUACAGCUAAUAACCCGACUCUGGUGGCCAUGACUGCCGUGUCUAAGCAGAUUGUGAAGAACAAUCCUGAUAUGGGUGACCUGAAGCCGUUAGGUUACAACCAGUUUCUCGUUAUAUCGAUAGGAACAGGGUCUGCACAAAAGGAGGAGAAGUAUAGCGCCAAAAAGGCUGCGAAAUGGGGAAUCAUAUCUUGGUUAUAUGAUGAUGGAUCUACACCGAUUCUAGACAUUACCAUGGAAUCAAGCCGCGACAUAGUUCAUUUCCACAGCUCUGUUGUGUUCAAAUCCCUAAAGUCUGAGGACAAGUAUCUCAGAAUCGAUGAUGAUACAUUGGAAGGAGAUACAAGGUCUAUGGAUCUGGCAACGAAAUCCAAUUUAGAGAAUCUUGUGAGGAUUGGAGAGAAUGUGCUGAAAAACAGAGUUGCGCAUAUGAACAUCGACACUGGUGUAUAUGAACCUGUUCCUGAAAAUGUCACCAAUGAUCAAGAACUCAAGAGGUUUGCGAAGAUUCUCUCUGAUGAAAGGAAAUUAAGGAUCAUGCGAAGCCACGAAAUGUCUAAACUUUCACCAAACUGAUCACAAAAGAUAUAAUAAAACAUAUUGAAAUCUACACCGCUCGAAGAAAUCGCUCGUUCUUUUGUGUUUAGUUGUAUAAAACAAUUUACUGUACAAUAAUGAAAAUAAUUUACUGUACAAGACGUUGUAUUUUAGUCUUAAAAUGAUGAUGCUGUGUGUGUUUUUUUUGUUUUUCAUAAUGAAAUUACAUCCCUUUCA
This is a messenger RNA of Thlaspi arvense, 3793 nucleotides long. NCBI's taxonomy places the organism in Eukaryota, Viridiplantae, Streptophyta, Magnoliopsida, Brassicales, Brassicaceae. The record is from the annotation of a GenBank genome assembly.